Messenger RNA from Chaetomium strumarium, 1569 nucleotides. RefSeq lists its product as uncharacterized. The record is from RefSeq and is a predicted model, not a curated record. The coding region runs from base 1 to 1569 and encodes 522 amino acids. Gene Ontology annotation, molecular function: snoRNA binding. Lineage: Eukaryota; Fungi; Ascomycota; Sordariomycetes; Sordariales; Chaetomiaceae. Gene Ontology annotation, cellular component: small-subunit processome; box C/D methylation guide snoRNP complex. The transcript has 2 exons.
AUGGUGGUGGUCAAUCAUCUGCUCUUCGAGAGCGCCGUCGGCUUCUCGCUUUUUGAUGUCGCCCACCAAGCCGACACCGUCGGCUUGGAGCUGCCCGAAGUCAAGGAUGCGAUGAAGAGCCUCGACAAGUUUGGCAAGAUGGUCCGUCUGCGCAGCUUCAACCCUUGGACCUCUGCCGCCCACGGUUUGGAAGCGAUUAACCUCAUUUCGGAGGGCAUCAUGCCGGAACAUCUCAAGAACACCCUGGAACUCAACCUGCCACAGACAAGCGGAAAGAAGAGCAAAAUCGUCCUGGGAGUUGUCGACAAGAGAUUAGCGGGCGAGAUUAGCAGCACCUUCCCCGGCGUUCAAUGCGAGGCUGCUGAUACCUCCGAAGUCGUUGCUGCACUUCUGCGCGGCAUCCGUCUCCAUGCCAACAAACUGCUCAAGGGUCUUCAAGAGGGCGACAUCAACCGUGCCCAGCUCGGUCUCGGCCAUGCCUACUCCCGUGCGAAGGUGAAGUUCAGCGUUCAUAAGAACGACAACCAUAUCAUUCAGGGCAUUGCUACACUAGACGCGCUCGACAAGGGCAUCAACCAGGGUGCGAUGCGUGUGAGAGAGUGGUACGGCUGGCACUUCCCCGAGCUCAUCCGCAUCGUGUCGGACAACGGCACCUAUGCUAAGGUUGUGUUGGCCGUGGGUGACAAGAGAUCGCUCACCGACGAGAGCGUGGACGACCUAGCAAACGUUCUCAACCAGGAUCAGGACAAGGCCGAGGCCAUCGUUCAAGCGGCAAAGGUUUCCAUGGGGCAGGACAUCAGCGAGACCGAUCUCCAAAUGGUGAAGGACCUUGCGCGGAACGUCUCCAAGAUGGCCGAUUACCGGCGCAUCCUCGCGGAGUCCCUGGACAAGAAGAUGGGCGACGUCGCGCCCAAUCUGCAAGUCAUCUUGGGCACCCCUGUCGCAGCCCGGCUCAUCUCGCAUGCCGGUUCCCUGACCAACCUGGCCAAGUACCCGGCCUCAACGCUUCAGAUUCUCGGCGCUGAGAAGGCCCUCUUCCGUGCGCUUAAGACGAAGGGCGCGACGCCCAAAUAUGGCCUUCUCUACCAAAGUACCUUCAUCGGACGUGCCGGUCCCAAGGUCAAGGGCCGCAUUUCCCGGUAUCUAGCCAACAAGUGCUCCAUUGCCAGUCGCAUUGACAACUUCUCUGAAAAGCCCACCAGGCGCUUUGGCGAGGUUAUGCGCGAACAACUAGAGCAGCGGCUGGAGUGGUACGCUAAGGGCACCAAACCGAUGAAGAACACUGAGGCUAUGGACAAGGCCAUCAAGGCGGUUCUGGGUGAUGGCGACGACAUGGACAUUGACGAUGAGAUGAUCGACCACCAUGCCCAGAAAGAGGAGAAGAAGGAGGAGAAGAAGGAGAAGAAGAAGGAGAAGAAGAAGGAAAUCAAGGACGAGAAAAAGGAAAAGAAGGACAAGAAGGACAAGAAGCGCAAGAGCGUCGGCGGCGAGGAUGUCGAAAUGGUGGAUGUCAAUGGCGACGGCGAGCACAAGAAGAAGAAGAAGAGGAAGUCCGUGACCGCUGAGUAG